Harmonia axyridis is the source of this 4201-nucleotide messenger RNA. RefSeq lists its product as uncharacterized. Gene Ontology annotation, cellular component: membrane. The coding region runs from base 452 to 4090 and encodes 1212 amino acids. Lineage: Eukaryota; Metazoa; Arthropoda; Insecta; Coleoptera; Coccinellidae. The record is from RefSeq and is a predicted model, not a curated record. The transcript is spliced from 16 exons.
UUCAUAAUAUCCAGUAUUCAAUAUAAAAUAUUGUAGACAUUCCGAAUAUUUCAAUCAAACUCCAAUAUUUUCGGACUAGACUAGAGUAGACAAACUAAACGAGAUUUAAGACAUGGUGUUCCACAAAGCCCAGUACUUGUCCUUCUCCAAUUCGAUUACUGACAUCCAAGGGUUCAAUUUUUGGGAUGAAGAGUGCAUCACUUCUAUCAUUCAAUACGAAUGAAUGAACAUAAAUGAAUAAUCAAAAUUCGUCGAAGGACGGAAACCAAAUUACUUCGAUAACAAGUUUCCUGGCUGAUUCUAUCUGAAAUUGGUCACUUCCGAGCAGCUCAGCGAAAUCUACAUUCGGGAAAUAUUCGAAUUUUCCAAUCUUAUCUUCGAAUUCAUUGAUUUUUCCUCUCACAAAUUUAUAAAUGCCAGGUUGUGGUCGGUUAGUGAUAAAUAUGCCUAAAUGCAUGGCCUCGAUAUGAAAAUUUUCGUCGGGAUCAUUUUCCUCUUCUUGUUCUUCGGUUUUUCCAGACAGGAUGUUGAGUCUUCGGAACUUGAGGUUGGUUCGAGGCCAAACUAUACCUCGAUCGACCUCAACGUCACUUACAAGAGUUAUGGAAACCACAAAGAAACUCAUGGUGUGUUCAUGAAAGGAUACUACAAGUUCGUCAACUCUUUCGUGAAUCUUAUACUACCAGAUGCUCUCCCCGAUGGGCUAUUCGUCAUACCAAUUGGCGAAACUCUUGUAUCCCAUUUUGGAACUUGUGUUUGGGCCUAUAGAAGACUUCUAAUCUUCGUGACUAUCUUGAUGGUCCAAGUCGUCUUCCUCAUCAUCAGCAGCUCUAGGAUAAUAUGCUCUUGCCUUUGUUCCAACUCAAAAUGUUCGAAAAUAUCUUCAUCUAGAUCAAAAAGUAGCUCUAACAAAUGGAUGUGGCUAUCUUGGGUUUAUGGAACACUAUCACUCCUACUAUUAAUGUUGGUUAUGGCUAACCAGAGCAACCAACAUAUGAAUCAAGGAAUUGACACUGUAGUUUUGACUUUGGAUGAUACAAUGGAUGAUAUUGCUACAUACGCAGAGACCACAGUGAACCAAUUGCAGAUUUUACUUGUCACCAACUUGCAGGAUUACUUGAACUUCUUCAUAAUUAGUGGGACAAAAGCUACAGCGAACAUUAUAGUUGAUCUAGGAAAAGCCAUUCAAGCUCUGGAUUUUUCCAAAAUGAUCGAUGACAUCAUUGAUAGUUUUAAAAUAAUCAAACCAAUCUUUGAAGAGAUAGAAUCGAUUCUAACUGAGGUGGAAAACCUGGGCAAAACCAUAAACAAAGAAAUCACUCACCUCAAGAAUAUAGUGGAAAAAAUGAUUUGUAAUAAUAAGGAUUGUGAGAAACUCAAAAGUUUGGUUACAUCUUUAGAAUUGGUUUAUGAUGGAGGUGUUGAGCUUGCCAAUGAAACAUUAACUGGGUUAGAAGAUAUGGCAAAUUUAGGCAAGAAAACAGUAAAUGAAGGAAUCAACGUGGUAGGCAAUAUAACUUCUUCUAUUGGAGGAGAAGUAAUCAAAGAAGGAAAAGAUCUAGGAAAGAUAACAGCUGGUAUAGCUGGAAACGUUGUCAAAGAUCUGGAGAAAACUGGAAAAGACAUAAAAAAUCUUACAGGAACUAUAGUUAAUGAUGUUGCUGGUGGAUUGGUGAAAGACAUUAAGAAUGGCGGAAAAGCUGUUGAAGAUGUGGCAGGUAAGGUUGCUACUGGUAUUGACAAGGUAGCUGGAGGUGUAGGAGAUGAAGUUGAAGAUACUAUCAACGAUGUUGGUGACAUGGCCUUAGGAUCGGGUGAUAAAAAGAAAAAAUCUAAAAGUAUAAUCGGUAAUGUUGUCAAUGAAAUCGAUAGUGGAAUUGACGACGUAUUUUCCUCGGGAAAAAAGAAAAAGCCUGCUAAAAUUGCUACCACUACAGUCCAGCCAGUAAAGAAAAAAGAAGAAGUCCUAACAGUCACUAUACCUGAAGUGGUAGAUAAUGCCAAAAAUACAUCAACCAGCAUUAUCGAAACAUUUGGACUUCCAGAGAAAAAAGACAAGAUUAAAGAAUCAACUAUGGAUUUAACAUUUGAAGUUCCUGCUCCAAAGAAAAAAGAAAAUCUUGUAGAAUCAACCAUAGAUUUGAGAUUUGGAGAUCCUUCUUCAAAGAAAAAAGACAAAAUUGAAGAAUCAACCAUGGACUUAACUUCCUUUUUGUCUGACAGUAAAAAUAAUAAAGUUAAUGGUGCAGUAACACCCAAAAAGCUAGAUGCAACCGCAAAAACAACUACCAACAUAGCAACCACAACUGAAGGCAUAUUGGGAGGCUUCGGUUUGAACAAAAUUACACUGCGACUAGCACCAACUACACCCAAACCUAAGAAGAAGAAGAAAGAAAAGGGCUUGCUCGACACCAUAGCUUCAGGAGUGUCAAGAGGUGUAGACAAAGUGGAUCACUUGGCUAAUGAAGUAUCUGGAGGUAUUGAUGACGCUGCGAAUGAUUUAAUUGGUGGAUUUAGAAAGAAGCGAAAUUCUGAAAUUAAGAGUCGUAAACUUGAAAAUGUGGCCAAUAGAGUAUCUGAAAUAACUGGAGAAGGAAGCUUACAAGACCCAACAUUCAGAAAUAAGAGAGGAAUCGACUUCAAUUUAGGUUUGAAAGAAGAAUUUGAUAUGAUCUUCACCACAAUCGAUACAAUUGAAAAGUAUAUAACAAGUGAUCUGAAAAAAUUGAAUAACGUCAACGUACUAUUUUCACCACUCUUUAAAGAGAUUGAGAAUGUCAUAAAGGAGGUUUUGGUCGAGGUUGAAAAGGAAUUGAAAGAAGCUGCUGAACCUAUUGAAAAAUUGUUCAAUUCAACCUUAGAUAAGAUUGUUACUGUUGAGACUUCAAUAUUAAACGCUACAAACGUUUUGAGAGAUGCACAGAGCGUCAUCAGUGCGUUUGAAGUUUUUAGAUACCAUGCAAGCAACUUUGUCACAACAGCUUUGCUUAUUUCUUUCUGUUUCUUACUUCUCGGUGUUUGUAUGAGGAUGGUUUUCAACAAUGAUUUCACAAGAUGUACCUAUAAAUGGGGUUUUAUAUUCCUUCAUGUCACAGCAUUGUUGAUGGCUGUCACCUCAGUGGUCUAUAUUGGAGCUGGUGUAACAUCACAAAAGAUUUUGUGUGAUACCUUGGAUACUAACCAUAGGGAGAACAACAUAAUGAAAAUCUUGAGCAGUAUAAAUCCUGCUAAGUUUGGCUUGUUCCUGGAUUUCAACGUACAUAAAGUUAUAAUUAGGUGUCACCAGGACCAGAGUCUGUACGAGGUCACCAAUCUUAAGUCGAUAUUGAACAUUGAGAAGAUAGCUGUUGAAUUCUUUGACCAAAAAUCAAUUGAAAAAGAAUUUGAUUCACUUCUAGGUCUACAGCUGAAUUUCUCCAAGUUUUUACCACUGGAUAUAAUUCAUACAUUCGAUAAAGAGCUGAGUUUUGAAGCAUUCGAUAAGAUGUUGAACCUGCCUAUUUUCGCUCAAAUAGAUACUUUAGAAAAGGAAUUCAUAGAUAUACCAGUUGUUGGGGAUGUGAUCAAAACAAUUGGAAGUUCAAUCGACAUUUAUAAAGACAAAAUUACAAAACUAAAGGCACCUGUGAAAUCAGCUAAAGAAGGUUUUCCAUCUUUUCUAUCAAGUCUUGACAAAAUGUUAAAAGGUAUUGAAAAUAUGAUCUUAGAAAUUGGAAGGGUAGCUAUAGGGACUGUAGAGAGAGUGGUCCUCCAAUUCAAGAAUAUACUGGUAAAUUCCCUUAUGGAUUACGUUAACAACCGUUUGAUAUACUCUAUUCAACACAAAGUGGGUAAAUGUAAACCUAUCAGUGCAGCUUUCAAUUCUACUCUAAAUUCAGUUUGCAGUAAAAUAACAACACCAGCUAAUGGGCAUUGGUUCAGUUUAGAUGUUGCCGUUUUGGUGGCAAUCCUUCUCAUUCUUACUUCUAGAAUUGUCUUUAACCAAUUGAGCGGAGGACUAAAAAAUGAUGAGAAUGAGGAACAAAUCGAGUUGAAAUGUAUUGGAAUGCAAGAUGCAGCUGAUAAAGUGGAGAAACAAACAACAGCUUAGUGAAACAUUUCUGCGACGUCAAUCGAAGUUUCAUAAAUCUCUGUAUAUAAUAAAGAAUCUCAAACAGUAAUAACAAUAAAUUUAUUGAACAAUAGAACACAUUUCCUAAAA